AACUUGUUUUUUCUCUCUCUUCAAAACUUUGCUAAAACUUACAAAAAAUAUUAUUUUAAACAAGAUGUGGUCUUUUUCCACCCACAUAAAACAUUUUUGCAGUCAAAUGCUUCCUUGUAGUAUUCGUUUACCAUAAGAUAUCGCGCGUUCUAUGUAAGUUCAUCAAUAAAACUAGCAAAAGAAAAUAAAAUUUUAAAAUAAUAGAGAAUAAAAGAAGAAAAGAAAUAUCCAAAACAACAACAAAAUACAUAUUUUUUUGUUGCGAUUAAGUGAAACAUAAAUCUUAUCAAGCAUAGAGAGAAAAAAAAAAUUGUCUAAACAAGUCAAGUGGGAGAUACAUAAUAAAAUAGAAAAUAUAUUCCACAAACAAAGAAGAAACUCACAAGAGGCAAAAAGCUCUGGAAGUAAUCAGUGAGAAAAGAAAUUAGAAAGAGAAAGGAAAAGAAAGGUUUUUUCAGUUUAUCGCGCGCUGCCUACGAAUGAGAAUCACUAUUAGACGAAUGUGAUGACAAUGAACAAAAGAAAAUUAAUUAUGGAAUCAAAUAAGCAUAUGUACGCGUACAUUGAGAUCAUACCAAAUCAAUUGGUAUUUGUGACAUUUAAGAGAGAUUUAAAGCCUCUGUCGAACAAGAAUCGCUCGUAUAUUCGAGUUGACAAUUUCUUACAUUACGAGGGUUUCUAUAAUGAUUUCGGACCGUACAAUAUAUGUAACUUGUAUCAUUAUUGUAAGUAUCUCAAUAUGGAAUUGGAAACAGCACGUAAAGCGAAUAGAAUGGUGAUUCAAUAUACCUGGAUGGAUAAAGAAAAGCGUCUAAAUUCAGCCUACGCAAUCGGCUCGUAUGCCAUAAUCUAUUUAAAUAAGACAGCAGACGAUGUUUACAAAUUGCUUACGAACAAUGAGACACAAACGUUUACUAAAUUCAAUGAUGCAUCAGCUGUGCUGAGCGAGUACAAAUUAACACUAUUGGAUUGUUUGCGGGCAAUUGAGAAGGCUCAUAAGUUUGGAUUUUUCAGUUUCGAUGACUUUAAUUACUUGGAAUAUGAGCAUUAUGAGAUUGUUGAGAGUGGGGACCUGAAUUGGAUUGUUCCGAAUAAAUUUAUAGCAUUUUGUGGUCCACACAUGUUAUCAGGAACUGAUAAUAAAGGAUAUACACAUCAUGCUCCUGAUAAAUACUUUGAGUACUUCCAAAAGAAUUACGUUACGACGAUCAUUCGAUUAAAUUACAAGUUCUAUGAAGCACAAAGCUUUACAGAUGCCGGAUUUAAACAUUAUGAUCUUAUCUUUCGUGACGGUUCCACGCCAAGUGAUACAAUAUUAAACCAAUUUUUAGAUAUUUGUGAGAAAACUGAUGGUGCAAUUGCUGUACAUUGUAAAGCAGGUCUUGGUCGUACUGGAAGUCUAAUUGGUGCAUAUAUAAUGAAGCAUUAUCAUUUAACAGCAAUGGAAACAAUCGCUUGGAUUCGUCUCUGUCGUCCUGGUAGUGUGAUUGGACAUCAACAGCAGUGGAUGGAAGAAAAACAAUUGUCCAUGUGGUUGCAAGGUGAAGCAUAUCGUCGUGAACAUAAAAUAAAAUCAAUAAAACUUCACGAGCUCGGUGUUUACAGCUAUAAGAAUAAAAGCUGCCUCGAUGAAGACUUACUCGAGAGUAAAAUGAUACAGACGGUGGACUACAUUGAUGGAGACGUUGAUGAAACCGAAGACGACGAGACAACGACAGAUAAUGUUGAUGAAAUAAUUGGAGAAAUUCAAGAGAAGAAUAUAAAGAAAAGGUCACGAUCAGUAAAUGGAAUAUCUGAAAAGGUUGAUACAAUGAAGCUUCAUGAUGACGCAAAUGGGAAUAUUGUGCAAGAAGUGACUUCCGUACCAUCAGUUAAAACAAAUGAUAAGAACGGAAACAUAAUCACGUCAAGUGCUAGCGCACCAUCAAGUAAAUGCACAAAAUCACGUCCUAUCCCUAAUCUCAUAAAGAAACUUACACCUGGUGCCACAAAUACGAAUACAUUGCCAGCAAAGCUUCCGUCUGCCAUUGAUUCAAGUGAACAGUUUACACAAGGGGAUGAGUUAAAUCAAAUCAAAUUUCGACGAGCUGCAAAUCAUCAUCGAUCAUUGACUGUUUCCUCAACACAAACGGACUCUAUAUUGGUAAAGCCACGUUCAUAUCAUAGUCGCGCUAAAUCACAAUCAAACACGCGAUCCCUUGACCAUGAAGGAACCACAACAAAUCCCACAAAUAUUGCAAAACCUAUAACAAGAGGUGGAAAUGGAAAUGCAAGAUUUGCAUAUGUUGUUGUAAGAACAACUGGAAACAACACCAUCACAUCGACAACAUCACCAAUCCGUACUGAUCCGAUAAGUCACAUUCCAACAAUAACAAGCAGCAAUAAGUUAAUCAAAGGCAAGCAAUCAAAAGACGAUGUCACAAAAAGGGCUUCCGUACGUCGAACGACAUUGGGACGAUCGAAAUUGUCACGAUCGCCUGUCAAACCAUUAACAUGUACUGUAAGUUCUGUCACGACAACAAAUCAAACUAUCACAACGACUAUUGCGAAUUCACAAUCAUCCGAAUCUCAGACACAAUCACCAGUAUUGCAUGAACGAGUCGUUUUGGUGAAUGAGGACAUGAUUGGACCUGUAACGAGAAGUCGUUUAUGUAAAUUAUGUCCAUCAUUUGAUGAUUCGAGUCUAGAGACAAUGCACAAGCGUGGCAAACGAUCUCUAAGCAAUUCACGAUUCUACGAUAAGAAGAACAAUCGAAAGAAACAAAUUUUAGCACCGGUUAUAACUGGAACAUCAAUAACUCGAAAAUUAAGGAAGGAAGCAUCAUUAGACUCAGCGUUGUCAGACGUUGCGGCAGCAACAAAUGAUACCAACGAACAUACAUCAUUGUCAGAAGUUCCAUCGCCAACAAAAGAAACGCCAAAGUCAAGACUUAAGAAGCCAUCCAUUCGUUCAGCAUCACAAAAAGUAUUGACAACGAACUAAAGCAUGAAAGAUGAUUAAUUGACAUUUAUGGAAAGUGCACCUUACAUUUAUCACAAUCAUUAGACAGGACAUAAAUGCAUUACACAGAAUAGUAAGCAGAUGAAUAUUAUUAAUGCACCCAUGACACAUUCAGAUACACUCUCGUAAAAAAUAUAUCCUAAAGAUACCAAUCAUUUAAUAAUGAAUGUCCAAUUACUGAUAACAAAAUCCUUGCCAUUUUUACAGACGAGAUUUAAACACUUUUUUCACGCAACUCGAGGAGAAUGUAAAGUAUUAAAGAAUUUCAAUGAUUAGGAUCCUUUGCUGCUUGCUAAUUCUAUAUACGUUAAUAAGAUAGACCGAGUACAUACAAAUGAGACUCAUGUUUACGACGACAAAAAUAAUGAAAUCUUAGUACCUUACAUUAUUAUUAUAAGCAUAAUGACAAAUAAUUUUCUUUAUGGAUGGAACUUCUUUCUCAGUUAUGAUUAGUUUUUGUGAAAUAGAAUUUAGAAUGAUAUCUAGUAAUGUAGGUAUCCUGCUGAUAGGUCUCAGUAAAAUGUAGGGUUUAGGUAGAAUUGAGAAGAAAAGGAUGGACGAGCAGGAGAACUCCGAUAAAUUAUUGUCUGAUGACAUCUUUUCGGUAACGAUAAAGGACCGUCUAGC
Chironomus riparius is the source of this 3628-nucleotide messenger RNA. Lineage: Eukaryota; Metazoa; Arthropoda; Insecta; Diptera; Chironomidae. The record is from the annotation of a GenBank genome assembly.